This is a messenger RNA of Haliotis rubra (blacklip abalone), 964 nucleotides long. RefSeq names its product forkhead box protein D5-like. Bases 122 to 964 code for a protein of 280 amino acids. Gene Ontology annotation, biological process: cell differentiation; anatomical structure morphogenesis; regulation of transcription by RNA polymerase II. The transcript has a single exon. Gene Ontology annotation, molecular function: RNA polymerase II cis-regulatory region sequence-specific DNA binding; DNA-binding transcription factor activity, RNA polymerase II-specific. The record is from RefSeq and is a predicted model, not a curated record. NCBI's taxonomy places the organism in Eukaryota, Metazoa, Mollusca, Gastropoda, Lepetellida, Haliotidae.
GAUCUCACUUGUCAAAACAGACAUCAUCCAUGCACAGUGAACAUCUGAUCACUCACGAGAUCCUAUCUUGAUAAUUGUGCAAACAUUUGACUGCUUAUUUCUGGACCGAAUCAUCCCCACCAUGAUCAACUUCAGCAUAGACUUCAUCACUGGCCAAAAUGCAACAGGCCGCAAGGAAGACAAUUCCUUCAGCGAGGAGGAAGUCCACAGUCCGCAGAACGGCGUCCCAUCCCCUCUCUCCAACGACGACGGAGCGGCCCAAUGUUCCAGCUCUACCCUCGGCAAGGAUACGGCUGUUGGUCCGACAGCAAGAGACCGUCGACUGGGAGUCAAACCAACACAUUCCUACAUCGCUCUUAUCUCCAUGGCGAUCCUCAGCACUGAAGGUAAGAAGAUGUUGCUGAGUGACAUCUACAGCUACAUCAUGGAUAACUUUCCCUAUUAUAACAACAGGGACAAGGCGUGGAGGAACAGCAUCAGGCACAACCUGUCCCUAAACGAGUGUUUCGUCAAGAGUGGCCGCGCCGACAACGGUAAAGGCAACUACUGGUCUAUACAUACAGCAUGUAUCGACGACUUCUCCCGCGGUGACUUCAGACGCCGUCAAGCUCGGCGCCGUGCCAGAAAGAAUAGUCUGAGCCGGGAUACAUGCGUUAGUAACCUCCCCCUUAGCUACAGAUACAACCUCGGCUACGUCCCAAUGACCCCCACUACUGUUGGAACACCCACCUACGGGCCGUGCUACAGCCCUCCGUCCCCCGUGUAUGCCACCCAGACAAGCUUUUACUAUCCUCCUGCAUCUGUCGGGGUCACUCAGGGAUUGUACGCACCUUACCAGCCACAGCCCUCUGUCUACAGCACACCCGCCCCCACCCCGGGCUUGCCGUGUCCGCAUCAUGGGGGUGCGACUUUUACAGAAGCAAAGACCUCACACACAGCCCAGAACCUUACACGGAGUGAAUGA